UUGGCUCAAGCAUUUGCGAAGAAAAGAACCUAGUUAUGCUGCGUGAUGCUCCUGAACUGGAUCAAUCCCCGUACCUUUUUGGAAGAGCCAAGCUUCCGCAAAUCGAAAUGGACCCAAGCCAACCUCGGUCAGCGAGCCAACCUCGAUCGUCCACCUUCGAAAUGGACGUGGCGGCCGGCGCCGGAGGCAGUGCUUUGCCGGUGUGCCAGGUGCCAGAGAGCUGUACGACCCUGAGACGGAACUUGGUGAUGUGUUGAGAUGUCUUUUUCCGAGGUCAACAAAAUGAGGAUCAGAACAACAUCCUGGUCUCUUCAGUGCAACGACUCACCCUCCGUUUCGCAUCUGCGAUCAGGGCGAUGUUUGGUUGGAUGCCUGGUCGUGUUGGGCAGGUUUCGCCUGCAAGAACGGUCAAAGGAGAUCUGGCGGAGGAGUUUGCAAGCUCGAGGAGAAGAGAGGUGGGACCCAACGGCGCGGCUCAAUCCGCAGGAUUCUCCCUCUAUCUCAAGAACAUGCAAGUAGAUAGUAUGUCCCUGUGGAACUUUGGAACACGAUUUCCUCUACAAGCACAUCUACAGUAUAUGUCGCAGGGGGAUGGGUUAAAGCACCCAUCACUUGUUGGGUUGUUCAGCAUGGUGUAACCUCCGACUUGGGGAUGUUGGAAGGAUAAAAUCUUGCUGCAAGCGCCUUUGUUUGCUGCUGAGAGCUUUUUUGCUUUGCAGUUCACAUAGCACUGUAGGAAGUCAGCUACCUGGGCAGGAUACGUACCUAUUUGGAAGAGGAAGCCACCAAACAAGGGUUCCGGCGAUUCAUCUCAAGGUCCAAAGGCGCUGUGGAAGGAACCGAUGAAUUGGUGCAGAAGCUGUGCGAAGCAGAGACUGAAAGAAAUCUUGAGGCCUCUCUUGAAUCCAUGCUGCUACCGGAAGUGAGGCGCUCCAAGGCAAUCCUUCAGCAGGUUUUGAGGAAAUUGUCCGAGCAAAAACGAGCGAAUCUGUUGUAUGCUACUUUGAAGACCAUCGAGGAAGAUGGCGGCAUAAAGUUAGAAGACUCCAACUGUACAGUUGGCAUAUCAACCUGCGCGAGGGCAAAAAUGUGGCAGCAAGCCUUGAAGUUGUUGGAGGUCAUGCCCGAGAUGAAACUUCAACCCAAUGUGAUCAGCUACAAUGCGACCAUCAGUGCCUGUGAGAAGGGCGGGCAAUGGCCACAAGCCUUGAAGUUGUUGGAGGCCAUGCGCGAGAUGAAAGUUCAGCCCAAUGUGAUCAGCUACAGUGCGGCCAUCAGUGCCUGUGAGAAGGGCGGGCAAUGGCCGCAGGCCUUGAAGUUGUUUGAGGCCAUGCGCAAGGGGAAAGUUUCGCUCGACGUGAUCAGCUACAAUGCGACCAUCAGUGCCUGUGAGAAGGGCAGGCAAUGGCCGCAAGCUUUGAAGUUGUUGGAGGUCAUGCCCGAGAUGAAACUUCAGCCCAAUGUGAUCAGCUACAAUGCGACCAUCAGUGCCUGUGAGAAGGGCGGGCAAUGGCGGCAGGCCUUGAUGUUGUUUGAGGCAAUGCGCAAGGGGAAAGUUGCGCUCGACGUGAUCAGCUGCAAUGCGACCAUCAGUUCCUGUGAGAAGGGCGGGCAAUGGCCGCAAGCCUUGAAGUUGUUGGAGGCCAUGCCCGAGAUGAAACUUCAGCCCAAUGUGAUCAGCUACAGUGCGGCCAUCAGUGCCUGUGAGAAGGGCGGGCAAUGGCCACAAGCCUUGAAGUUGUUGGAGGCCAUGCGCGAGAUGAAAGUUCAGCCCAAUGUGAUCAGCUACGAUGCGGCCAUCAGUGCCUGUGAGAAGGGCGGGCAAUGGCGGCAAGCCUUGAAGUUGUUUGAGGCCAUGCGCAAGGGGAAAGUUUCGCUCGACGUGAUCAGCUACAAUGCGGCCAUCAGUGCCUGUGAGAAGGGCGGGCAUUUGCGGCAAGCCUUGAAGUUGUUGGAGGCCAUGCGCGAGGCCAUGCGCACUGCUGCAACCAGCUUCAAUCGAUAAGUUCGCUUGGCGACAGGCAUGCCACCAGCCUAUCAGAUGAAGCAGCGACCUUCUCUUGGAAGAUUAAUAUUCUUUGAGUUCCAUCCAGCCAUCGCAGAAGACCAGGCUACAUGUGAUUGAAGGUUUGAAGUUCCCCAAGGCAUCUGACCACUUAGCCCAUGAUCCACGUGCCGCAAGACAGAUACAAAAGUCACCUUUGACUCAGUGAUCAAUCCCUUCAGAUGGCUAUGGGUCAACUCCCUCAGUUGACCAGAGAAAAU
Durusdinium trenchii is the source of this 2265-nucleotide messenger RNA. NCBI's taxonomy places the organism in Eukaryota, Dinophyceae, Suessiales, Symbiodiniaceae. The record is from the annotation of a GenBank genome assembly.